This is a messenger RNA of Cyphellophora attinorum, 1581 nucleotides long. RefSeq names its product putative G3BP-like protein. Gene Ontology annotation, cellular component: Ubp3-Bre5 deubiquitination complex; ribonucleoprotein complex; cytosol. The transcript is spliced from 3 exons. Bases 1 to 1581 code for a protein of 526 amino acids. The record is from RefSeq and is a predicted model, not a curated record. Lineage: Eukaryota; Fungi; Ascomycota; Eurotiomycetes; Chaetothyriales; Cyphellophoraceae. Gene Ontology annotation, molecular function: mRNA binding. Gene Ontology annotation, biological process: protein deubiquitination; ribophagy.
AUGGCUGACUCAACUUCCACGAUGAACGGCGUAUACGGCAACCAGUUUAGCCAACCCGCUGAGCUGGCUGCCUCCAUUCCACCUACCUCCGGUCAUGCUCCGUCUGUGUCCCAAAGCACCACUGCUUCUGCCGCGGCUAGCACUCAGAAAGCUGAUCCACAAGAGAUUGGCUGGUACUUCGUUGAGCAAUACUACACCACACUCUCCAAAAGCCCUGAACGGAUACAUCUGUUCUACAAGAAGAAGUCUCAGCUUGUCACUGGCGUCGAGGCCGAGAAGGUCAUUCCAGCUGUUGGCGAAAAGGCUAUCAGCGAGAAGAUCAAGUCGCUUGACAUCCGCGACUGCAAAGUCCGCGUCCUCAAUGUCGACUCUCAGACCUCUUUUUCGAACAUCGUUGUCCAAGUCAUCGGUGAGAUGUCCAACAAAGGCCAGGCACACCACAAGUUCGUGCAGACCUUCGUCCUAGCCGAGCAGCCGAACGGCUAUUUCGUCCUCAACGACAUCUUCCGGUACCUUAAUGAGGAUGAGGUCGAGGUCGUAGAUGAUGAAGCACAGCCCGAGGUCCCUGUGGAGGAGCCAAACACCCCUGCCGACGAGACUGUUGAACCUCCGACUGAGAAGCUCGUCGUUUCCGAGACCGCUGCAGAGCAAGUCGAUGAGAAGCUAGAAGAAGACAAGGCCGCCGAACCUGAGAUUGAGGAGCCGGUCAACGGUGUGGCUGAAUCUGUUCAAGAGGAGCCAGCAGCUGUCGAGGCUGACGAGCCUGAAGCCGAGGUUGAGGAUGUCAAGGAGGCUGAGCCAGAGCCUACUCCUGAGGCUCCUGCUGCGUCCGAGCCAACCGUUGUCGCUCCUCCCAAGGCCCCAGAACCUGUCCCAGAAACUCAGCCUGCCAAACCCAAGACCUGGGCCAGCAUGCUUGGUGGAAGCAAGCCUGCAGUGCCAGCUCUCCCUGUGCAGGCUGCUGCCCCCUCGCAACCCAGAACUCAGAAGCCGGCGGCUGCUCCAGCUGCCGCGGCCUCUCGAGCAGCUCCUACUGAGCCAACUGCCGUAAGCCCGUCACCAACCCCAAGCAACGGCUGGCAGGAAGCAGGUCACGGCAAGAAGAGCCGCGGCACUUCUCAAGCAAAGGUCGAGCCCGGCAACGUGCUCGCUUACAUCAAGAAUGUUAACGACAAGGUCGAUGCUCGUCUUCUGCGCGAGGCGUUGGAGAAGCACGGCGAGUUGAAGUACUUUGACGUUUCCCGUCAACGGAACUGCGCCUUCGUUGAGUUCGCCAACUCUGAUGGCUAUGCCGCUGCUGUUGCUGCCAAUCCCCACACAGUCGGCUCAGAGACCAUCACUGUCGAAGAGCGCCGCCCUCGUCCCAAUGCGUACGGUGGUGCCAAUGCUCCCUUCGGCCGCGGCAAUUCUCAGAAUGCUCGAGGCACUGGUCGUGGCGGCAACAUGCAGCAGCGUCAAGGCAGUCAGGGCCCUCAAGGUGGUAACGCUGCUCCACGUGGCGGCGCAAUUCAGCAGCGUGGUGGUGCUCGAUCUGGCAAUGUCACUCCUCGAGGAGGACGAGGUCAAGCUCAAGCUGCAUAG